Formica exsecta is the source of this 2667-nucleotide messenger RNA. RefSeq lists its product as uncharacterized. The transcript has 4 exons. Gene Ontology annotation, cellular component: plasma membrane. The record is from RefSeq and is a predicted model, not a curated record. Lineage: Eukaryota; Metazoa; Arthropoda; Insecta; Hymenoptera; Formicidae. Gene Ontology annotation, molecular function: olfactory receptor activity; odorant binding. Gene Ontology annotation, biological process: detection of chemical stimulus involved in sensory perception of smell; sensory perception of smell. The coding region runs from base 83 to 739 and encodes 218 amino acids.
GGUACCGAUACAAACGUAUUACUUUUAUGAUCGAGAUAAAAGCCCACUUUAUGAGAUAACUUACGUUCUGCAAACUAUCGGCAUGUCUAUAUUUGCCGCUGUAUACACUGGUACUGAUUGUUUCUUAAGUGUGCUAGUCUUUCACGUGUGCGGUCAGCUGGAGAAUCUCAAGGCACGCGUCAUAGACCUCGAUAAAUUUAACAAUUUCGAAAACCUUCUAUCUUACAGCGUACAGGAUCAUAUACGUCUUAUCAGAUCGAUCAAUAUCAUCGAUAACAUAUUUGCUUUGAUGUUGCUUGGAGCGCUCUUUUACUUUGGCAUACUAUUUGCUUUUUAUGGUUUUUUAUUCGGUACUGUGAUAACUCAACAUCGCAAUGUCUCUGCACCACGUUUAACUUUCAUCAUGACAACAUUUGUUAAUACAUUUGCACAUACGUGUUUCUACUGCGUCGUAGGAGAAAUGUUGGUCGCGCAAUGCAAGGGAGUUUACGAAGCCGCAUGCCAGUUCAAAUGGUACACGUUCGAGCCGAAAAAAGCGAGAAAUCUAUUGAUUAUAAUGAUUUGCGCCAACAAACCGCUAUAUCUUACUGCGGGAAAACUGUUCCCUAUGACAAUGGCUACUCUUUGUAAUGUAAGCGAGUUAAAUCAACUUUAUAUCUAUCUAACUUGUUAUAAAAGAAAUAUUGCAACAAAAAUAAAAUAUAUAAAUUUAAUAUUUCUUUUGACAAAAUAUGGAUAAAUCUAUAACAAUCUUAUUUUUAUAUUCUGAAAAUUAUGCAUUCAUACUAGAUAAUAUUUAAAGAAUACAAAUAAAAUUACAAAAUACAAUUAAAAUAAAUUGUAUAUACUAAUACUAUAUAAAUUAGUGUCAAAAAUAUGGGAAACAUCAAAUGAAAAGUAUUUAAUCAUAUAAAUGGGUAUUAAAAGUUAGAUUAUAUAUUUUUAAAAUACACAAAAAAAGAACAGAAAUAAAAUUAUUUAUCAUUAUUGAUUAAAAUAUGCUUCUAAUAUUUGUCGUGUAUAUUAUAUGUGUUUCAGUUGUUAAAGACAUCGGGCAGUUAUAUAUCGGUCUUGCUGGCACAUCGGGAAUAAAAAACUCCCACAAUGUCUAAUUUUGAAACAUUGCAAGAGACAAGAGUAGUAUGCUUACGUAAUCAGUAUACAUAUUUGUGAUAAGUAUUACUUUUAUUGAUAGUAUUGUAUAGAUUUGUAUAGACUUUUUUAUAAACUCAUCAGUAUGCAUUCUAAUGUCGUUAUAUUAUUUAUGAUUUAAAAAAAAAAAUUUUUUCUUUUUUGAUAAAACAUAUUUAUGAUAAGCGCGUUUUAAUUUAUUUUUCACAAAUUAGUAAAGUCGUGAUUUAUAACAGAUAUAUCCACUCUUUAUAAGUCGAUUUCUCGCAAUAUUAGGCGUAAUAAAUUAUAAGGGUAGAAAGCUAAAAACUGAAUAGUUUACAAGAUAUUUUACUUUAAUUUGAUAUAAUUUUACAUAAACUAAAAAAUAUCUUGUAAAAUAUUCAUUUUUCGAUUAUGUUACCUCAAUAUUUCUAUGCACAGAAUAAUAAAAGAAAUGUCACUAACUCUCUUCGAAUUGAAUACGCAAUCUCAGCAACGAUAGCUGACUAUGACCAACGUAAGAAUAAUGAGAGAAUCAAUUGAUAUGGUAAAAAGGAGAACGGCAUUUCAUACAUACGUGUAUCAACUUAACAUGCCUUUCUUAAGAGUAAAAAGAAACGAGCAAUUAAUCUCGAGAAAUGAAUAAUAAAUUUAAUUAAUUAUAAAUUGCUCACCUCAACGUUGCACCGCAGUAGUUUGAUAUCUCUUUGGGUCUUCUUUUCCACUUCAUCUUUCAUCCUUAACUGCUUUUUCUUUGCACAUAAUUACGACACUCAUCACUCGCUAAUUACAAUCGUUACAACAUAUUUAUGUGUUAAUAGUUAAUUAUAAUAAACGUAGAAAUUCUAAAAGUAUAAUCCAACAAUAUACAAAAUCUCAACCUUUCUCAUUCGAGUUUCGCCGCACGACUGACGGCAAGUUGAGCGCGCAUGUCAACAUUGUAUUGUACGCAGGGAAGGCCAUAUAUCUUCUGUGACAACAAUUGGAUGUAAACAUUAAUAUGCUAUACGCCGCAAACACCAAGGCCGUAUAUCAACUGAUUUAUUACUGCCCUAAAAAAUAUAUUUAACAUAUACAUAUUUUAAUAUAAAUUCUGCGCUGAAUAUUUGUGUGUGUAUGCUGUAUUUUGUCUAAAUUUUACGCUGAAUAAAUGAGUUAAUCGUCGCAUAUAAAAUCUAAUGUUUAUGUGAAAAAUAUAUAUUAUUCAUUUUCAUCAAGAAAGUAUUAAUAUAAUAAUAGAUGAAAGAAAAACCCAUUUUAUUUAUAUUAUUAAAUCAUUAAUAAGCAUGUCGUACAUUUUCUCCUAUAAAUGUAUUAUUAAAAUUGUUGAAAGACAUCGGCGGUAAUAUAUUAUUUAUAUUGGUGUAUCUCAUAUUUGUAACUGUGUGUGAACGAAAGAUCUUCAGACAAGUUCUAGUACAACAUUAAUGCCUUAAUAGUGUCUAUGUUACUAUUAUAAUAUAGAAAUGACUUAUCUAUAUCUGAAAGUUACUAGUGUUUUGGCGUAUGAUAAAGAUUUAUUCAAUAAAUAUCUUUAUCUCACGUAGUAUAUUU